AUGGAUAUGUCUAUUUCCACAUCUCCUGUUCAUCACAACACUAGAGUAGUUGAGGAUGUUGUUGAUUCUGAACCCUUGGAUGAUGCCCCCUCAGAACGAGAGCCUAUCCCAUUCAACAGGGGUGAAGACGGUACAGGAACUCUGGCUGCUAUGGAGGACAGAGGACAUCUUUCAACAACUGCCAAUGGAGAUGAACAGUUUGGAAGAAGUGAACAUGUCAACAAAUUGUCUAAGAGAUUUUCAUUUGUACCAACAAUUAAGGCCGAAAUUGAAAGGUUGUUGGUGGAUUUAAAAAUCUACCUCAGGAAAUUUAAUUUAAAUCUGAUAAUGGGAACAGAUGACAUAAAGAAAACAAGAGACAUGUUUCGCUGCAGAAGUUUAACUGUGAGUACACAGUCUGACAAUUCUACAGUUCGUCGACUUACCCAUCAUCUUUUGAAAAGCUAUAACAAAGGUGUACGUCCAGUAAUAAACUGGAGCCAGACAACAAAAGUUUACAUCGACCUAUUUCUUCAUGCAGUUCUUGAUGUGGAUGGGCAUAAUCAGAAGUUAACAACCAACAUUGAUUAUCGCCAGCUUUGGAAAGAUGAGUUCCUUGUGUGGAAUUCCAGUGAAUUUGAUGGAAUCACUGAGAUCUCUGUACCUUUAAAUGAUGUAUGGGUUCCGGACAUUGUCAUCAAGGAGUUCAUUGAUGCAGGUAACUCUCCUGACCUACCUUACGUUUAUGUCAACUCACUGGGAUUAGUUAAGAAUCACAAGCCCAUCCAGGUAGCAUCUGCUUGCAUGUUGGAAAUCUAUGCCUUUCCAUUCGACACUCAGAACUGCACCCUAACGUUCAGCAGCUGGAUGCAUGCAGUGAGUGAUAUUGACCUUGCCUUGUGGAGAUCUCAAGAAGAAAUUGCAAAUAAUCAUCCAAAAUUUUUGACUGAUGGAGAAUGGGAACUCCUGUCAGUUCCUUCCCGUUAUGAAACAUUACAUAUGGAUAGUGGAAGUUAUUCGCAAAUCCAGUUUCAUAUUGUGAUUCGGAGGCGGCCAUUGCUGUACGUUGUCAGUGUACUGAUCCCCAGUACUUUCCUGAUGGUGGUGGAUGUGAUGAGCUUUUACUUGCCCCCAAACAGUGGAACAAGAAUCAGCUUUAAAUGCAGCAUUCUGCUGGGCUAUACAGUUUUCAGAGUGAAUAUAUCCAAUGAAGUUCCUGCAGCAGCAGUAGAAACUCCCUUAAUAGGUGUGUUUUUUGCUGUCUGCAUGGCACUUUUAUGUCUAAGCUUGAUGAAAUCCAUUUUUCUGGUGAAGCUUCUCCAUGCUAAAGAAGAGGGUUUCCAGGAAGUAACUAUGUUGAACUGCUGCCUCCCAGGAUCUUCUUCCCUCUAUUCAUGCAGAGAAAACAUCUUCCCUUACAUGAAAACACCAAAGGGGAUGAGUGGCAGUACAGCUUCAAGGCUCAACUCAGAAAACAGCUCAGAAGAGCAAGACGUAUCAGUAAACUCUGUGUCAAGCAGUGACAUCCUGAUGGAAGAAAUACUUGGAGAACUCCUGUUAAUCAAACAGUCCCUGCUUAAUAUGGACUAUGUGCAAAAUCUAAAGACUGACUGGCUGGCAUUAUGUUACAAACUUGAUAAAUACCUCUUCCGUUUCUAUUUGCUAAUUUUCACAACUUAUGCUGUUACACUGUGUUCUUUAUGGGCAUCCUGGAGCUCGAUUUAAUGUUGUUUGCGUCAUGCUAAAACUUAAAUGCCCAUGAUUAAGGCUUCAACAGACACAUGCCUAUUAUACAGAUGCCUUUUAGAGCAGUCAUUAGUAUGUUUCAGUGUUUCAGUGGUGUUCGCUAUUAGAUGUAAUCAGUCUGGACUUAUGAAACCAGUUAAUGAACUGGUUUUGCUGUAUGCUGUGAUGAACCUAUGCCUCACUUCAGUCUAAGCACCACAGAGCCAUUUUUAUCACCUGGAAAUGGAUAUCUGGACCAGAGGAAACUCAAGUAUAAGGUGUGCAGGUCAUCUUUGUUUCAUCACAAAAGAUAUUUAAAGAGAGAGGGUAGCCAUGAUGGGAUUGCCUAACUCAUGAUCUCUUUUCACGUAAGAUUCUACAUUCCACAUUUUUUAUAAAAACUAAAUGCAGAUGUCUGAAGUAAUGAUGAUAAAUCCACCUUCCUAGCUCAUGUUUCUUUAUAGGUAGAAAGGGGUCUGAAGUAUUACCAUGUAGUGAGAUUGCAUGCUUUACUAAUUUUGCUAACACAGUAGCUCUGCAUCUCUUUGUUUCUCUUCAUUGCAAAUGUAUGCCUGAACAGACUUGCUAAAUUUUUUGAAUUAUAUCUGAAACUCUCACUUGUCAUCGGCACAUCUGCGUGACUUCCAA
Molecule: messenger RNA, 2352 nt
Organism: Protopterus annectens (West African lungfish)
Lineage: Eukaryota; Metazoa; Chordata; Ceratodontiformes; Protopteridae
Gene: HTR3B
Product: 5-hydroxytryptamine receptor 3B
Exons: 10
Coding region: 1-1704 (567 amino acids)
Biological process (GO): regulation of membrane potential; signal transduction; chemical synaptic transmission
Cellular component (GO): neuron projection; synapse; postsynaptic membrane
Molecular function (GO): neurotransmitter receptor activity; extracellular ligand-gated monoatomic ion channel activity; transmembrane signaling receptor activity
Source: RefSeq, a predicted model, not a curated record